Molecule: messenger RNA, 865 nt
Organism: Puntigrus tetrazona (Sumatra barb)
Lineage: Eukaryota; Metazoa; Chordata; Actinopteri; Cypriniformes; Cyprinidae
Gene: lbhl
Product: LBH regulator of WNT signaling pathway, like
Exons: 4
Coding region: 219-767 (182 amino acids)
Biological process (GO): positive regulation of DNA-templated transcription
Cellular component (GO): nucleus
Source: RefSeq, a predicted model, not a curated record
UCCAGCUCUUCUAUAAAGCCUUUCUCCUCUGUUAGGGAGGGAGAGAGAUAGAGAGAGAAGAGUUUAGGUAAAGACAGCAAAGCAAGUCAACGAGGGAAAUGACCGCUUGACGCUCUGUGACAUUUCGUAUCUGUUUGCAUCCGCCGCUGACCCGGAGCCACAGGCCUUCACCGGUCACCGCACUCUCAGGCGGCGCGCUGGACGGACGGUGUCCCCCGAUGGGGCCGGUGGAGGGGCAGUGCUGCGGGAGCUGCCCCUCUCUGCCCCCUAUCAUCAUACCCGGCGUGGGCGGCGUGGAGCUCUGCAGCACCCAAGAGGACGGAUGCCUUCCCACAGACGGAGAUAUGGGGUACCAAGAAGCCCAGGCCAUGGACGAGUAUCCAGUUCAGAGAAAAGGGGACAGACUGCCCUUUCAGAUCUUCCCAGAUCCAGUGGAAGUAGUACUGAGUACUGAAGGCUGUCUGACCUGCGCUCCGCAGGGGAAAGAGCGCCUGCCGUCCAUCGUGGUGGAGCCCACUGACGUCAGCGAGGUGGAGAGCGGUGAGCUGCGCUGGCCCCCAGAAGACAUGGACUUCGAUGAAGAUGAAGAUCUAUUCUUGGAGCAGUGCAUCCCACCUGCUAACAUCGCCGACUGGGGGGAGGAUGAGGAAGAGAGCUCGGUUAUUGAAAACCACCAGCAGAACACUUCCCUGUUAGAUCUUCAAACAGAUGACUUUAGGGAUGACACCCCGACUCUACCUCCCGAGAGUGCUUCAACUCUGAACUGAUGCCCAAUGAACCUAUCCCGAACAUGACUUUACAGGUCAACGCCGCGAACCCUGCACUCAUUAAGAAACCCAUCAUCAGGAAAUGACUUACCGAAGAC